GGCUGGAAGAGUCGCGCGCAGACGCGGAACAGGCGUGUAGAUGGACGGAGGCUUUUAAACGGAUAACUUUCCGGGGGAGUUCACGGAUAAAUCGCAUCUGCAGAACUCUACUGUGCGUCGCCUCAGCGCGGAGGAUGUGCACGUCACUGCUCGCGUGUUUCGCCGCGCUUUUCGCCGCCGUUCACGCGUUCAGUCCGAAUGUCGACAGCGAGUUCACGUUUGUCCUGCCCGCGGGGAGUAGAGAGUGUUUCUACCAGACCACCGUCACCAACGGCAGCAUGGAGGUCGAGUACCAGGUGAUUGCUGGAGCAGGUAUGGAUGUGGAUUUCUCCAUCAUCUCACCUCAGAGGAUUCAGGUGGUCUCCGAGUUUCGCCGAUCUGACGGCGUCCACAUGGUCGAGCCCACAGAAGAAGGCGACUACCAGAUCUGCUUUGAUAACACCUUCAGCAGGUUCUCAGAGAAGAUGGUCUUCUUCGAGGUCAUCCUGGACAACCCGGCCAAUGACGCUGGAGAGGAUGAUGAGUGGGCGGGGCUAGGAGUACCCGAGAGCCUGUUGGAAUACAAGCUGGAGGACAUACGAGAGUCGAUGGAGUCCGUUCACCGGCGGUUGGAACGCAGUCGUCAGAUGCAGACGGUCCUGCGGGCGUUCGAGGCGCGUGACCGAAACCUGCUGGAGGACAACCUGUGGCGGGUCUCCUUCUGGUCCUGUGUCAACCUGAUGGUCAUGUUGAGCGUAGCGCUGACUCAGGUCUACACAGUCCGACGCCUGUUUGACGACAAACGGAAAGUCCGCUCAUAAAAACACGCCAACGUCACGCUCAGAAAAUGUGCAGAGAACUCCGUGCCUUCAUUUGUUUUAAUCGGACACCGCGUGGCUUGUUCUUCUGAUUGGACGAUUUCAUUGGACGGCACGCUUUAGCGGGAUUCGAGUGAACUGUAGCGUUAAGAUAAAAGUAGACCUCAACUGUCUGUUGGGAGUUUAAGCAAAAAAAAGCAGAGGCGAGUGCGACUGAAUUUUAUCGAAGUCAUAAAACCAUUUUGAUCAUGUUGUGUCUUUUAACUGGAUAUUUGUUCUGUUUUAGUCACGAACAUACGAGGAAACACAAGGUUCUGCUGCUUUGGGAGAUUUGUAGUUUGUUGUUUUUCAGUUGACUGUGAGAUGUUAAAGUAACAAAGGGGAUAUUCUGUACAGCUGUUUGCUUUUGUAAAGAUUUUUACACAAAUGAAAUAGAUCGUAUAUUUUUACUCGUUGUUGAUGAAUGUCGAUAGCAUUCAGUUCGCACCAGCAAAUAUAGUUCUUUAUUUUUUGCAUUGAAUAUUCUGUUUAGUACGCCACAUUGAAAUUAUGUUGGUCUAUGAAUAGGUUUUAAUAAAGUGAAUCCAAGUGAAACCUUAUU
Triplophysa rosa is the source of this 1398-nucleotide messenger RNA. It is a transcript of the gene tmed1b, whose product is annotated as transmembrane p24 trafficking protein 1b. Gene Ontology annotation, biological process: endoplasmic reticulum to Golgi vesicle-mediated transport; Golgi organization; intracellular protein transport. Lineage: Eukaryota; Metazoa; Chordata; Actinopteri; Cypriniformes; Nemacheilidae. The record is from RefSeq and is a predicted model, not a curated record. Gene Ontology annotation, cellular component: endoplasmic reticulum-Golgi intermediate compartment; Golgi apparatus; endoplasmic reticulum. The transcript has 4 exons. Bases 135 to 800 code for a protein of 221 amino acids.